CCCCUUCCCCUUCACUCUUCCUCCACACCCUUCUCUCUCCAUUCCCCUCUUUCUCUCUCCUCCCCUGUUUCAAACAGAGCUUCAUUUUAAUGGCGACUAUGGUCUGUAGAGGCUUACAGUCAUGCCUCGACCCUCAUCUUUCCGACCAAAGAACCUUCAUUUUCCCCCCUUUUGAGCUCCCUUUAAAACACCCUUCUAUUUCCUUAAUCGAUUCCGAUCAAACCCACAUUCUAAAUCCUUCUCCGCCCACCGGAAUUCCCAAUUCCGGCGCCGGCGAUGGCGGAUGGUCUCUACUCCAAUCGCUCGCCCCACCGGCGAGUAAACAAGAAUCGGUCUAUGUUCAUCCCCUGACCAAACGCUUCAACCCGACCGGCUUGAGCGAGAAGAGCCUGAACCUCUGUACUGAAAAUUUGGGCAAUGAAACCGGCAGCGAUAUAAUUGAGAACACUAUUUUCUCGCCGGAGAUUGACGGAGAGGAUUUUCACCGGAAAUGGGAAAAGAAACCCCAUUUCAAUUCGAAUUUGCAUUCAGGUUCUCAUCGGCUUCCGCCGCCGUUGACUACCAUUAGAGAAACAGAGUCGUUUAGGGUGACACCCCACCGGGAAGAGGGGAGGCUGAUAAUUGCGGCGGUGAAAAGUCCGUCGAGGGCGCCGUGUUUUCUGGCGGAGAGAAGCGGCGGGCGGCUGAGGCUCUGUUUUGCGCAAACAGAGGAAAGUGAAGAGGCUGACGGCGGCGACAAGGAGGUCGGCGAUGAAAUGGAGACCGGAAACGACCAUGGGAAACUAAUCUUGGAGCAAAUUUAAUUGCUUUUAUGUCUUCGACACAGUUAUGUGAAUAAAAUAUCUAUUAUCUUUUUAAAUCAUUU
Molecule: messenger RNA, 865 nt
Organism: Cucurbita maxima (winter squash)
Lineage: Eukaryota; Viridiplantae; Streptophyta; Magnoliopsida; Cucurbitales; Cucurbitaceae
Product: protein FANTASTIC FOUR 3-like
Exons: 1
Coding region: 90-803 (237 amino acids)
Source: RefSeq, a predicted model, not a curated record